Molecule: messenger RNA, 600 nt
Organism: Microdochium trichocladiopsis
Lineage: Eukaryota; Fungi; Ascomycota; Sordariomycetes; Xylariales; Microdochiaceae
Exons: 1
Coding region: 1-600 (199 amino acids)
Source: RefSeq, a predicted model, not a curated record
AUGUCGGACCAGUACGAAGGCGAGGGUGAGGUCGAGUACUUCGACCCCCGCCCCAGCAAAAUCACCUGGAUCGCCCGCGUCCUCGUGCUCGUCAGCACCGCUGCACUCCUCGCGCUCCUCGCCCACGGCCACAUCGAGCAGUGGUGGACAUCAGGCUGGAUCGAGGGCCAGGCGUGGUUCGUGCUCGCCGCCAUGGCCGGCUUCUUCACCCUCCCGACAUACCUCCCCUGGCCCAAGAACCGGAUUCCGGACUGCGCGGCCCUUGUCUUCUCCCUCAUCCCCAGCCUGAGCAUGACCAUCUGGGUCGCCGUUGUCAUCUUUGCGCACAAGGGCCCCCAGACCCCAGUCAUGUCCGGCAUGAUCGCCUCGCUGCCCCAGCAGGACCCCCAGUGGUGGCAGCGCAUCAUCGCCGCCGGCGCCUGCCAGAUCGUCCAGUCCGUCGGGAUGUUUGUCAUUGCUGGGACUGGGUUCGCGAAUGUCAUGGACGUCGUGCGCGGCCGCGGUGGUGGUGGCGGUGGUGGUGGCCGCCGUGGCGCGCCAGUGGACGACGAGGAGCAGUGCCAUGAGGGCUGGCAUGGAGAUGAUGAAGGAUAUUAUUAA